AUGUCUACCCAAGAUGUUAUCGAAUCUAAUUUUGUCGAUGAUGUUGAUUAUGUUCAAUCAACACAUACACAAGAGGCACAUUCUCUAGGAAAUACAAGAGGUGAAAGUGAGAGUAGAAGUACUAAGAGAAAGAGAACAUCUCCUGCAUGGGAUCAUUUUACAUUGCAAAAAAUUGAUGGUAUACUGAAGGCAGUUUGUAACCAUUGUGGGAGGAAAUUAGGGGGAGAGAGUAGUAAUGGGACUAAACAUUUGCUUGCUCAUGUGAAAAGAUGCCCAGUAAUAAAGGAACAACUUGCCAUGAAUCCUAAUCCUAAUGCAAGUCCUUCAGUCACAACUUACAAUUUUGAUCUUGAACUAGGGAGAAAAAAGUUAGCUCAAAUGAUCAUUCUACAUGAAUACCCUUUAUCGAUGGUUGAGCAUAGUGGUUUUAUAGACUAUUCAAAUACUCUUUGCCCUAUGUUUAAAAUGUUGUCAAGGAAUACAAUUAGGUCUGAUAUUUUGAAAAUGUACAAGGUUGAGAAGGAAAAAUGUAGCCAAAUUUUGGAGAAGAAUAGAAGUAGAAUAGCUAUAACCACUGAUAUGUGGACUGCCAAUCAUCAAAAGAGGGGAUAUAUGACUGUGAUAGCUUAUUUCAUAGAUGACUCUUGGAAGUUGCAUAGUAGGAUUAUAAGUUUUAAGUAUGUACCAUGCCCACAUGAUGCUGUAACACUUACUGAUACAUUGAGUUCGUGUCUGUCUGAAUGGAAUAUUGAAGACAAGAUUAGUACAGUGACUGUGGAUAAUUGUACGACUAACGAUGCAAUGAUUCCACUUUUGAAGGAAAAAUUUAAUUCUAACUGUUUCAUUUUAAAAGGAAAGCUACUUCACAUGCGUUGUUGUGCGCAUAUUUUGAAUCUUAUUGUCAAGGAUGGCUUGUCUGUUAUUGGUGAUAGCAUUGACAAGAUUCGAGACAGUGUUGCUUAUUGGUCGGGCACACCAAAGAGGUAUGAGAAAUUUGAGGACACUGCUCGUUCUCUUGAAGUGACAUGUACUAAAAAGUUAUCACUUGAUUGUCAAACAAGGUGGAAUUCAACAUACUUGAUGCUUAACAUAGCUUUAUUGUACAAUAGAGUAUUUAAACAAUUAAAACUACGUGAUUCAAGAUAUGUUAGAUAUGCGCCAUCAGAAGAUGAUUGGAUUAGAGCUCAAAAAUUGUGUGACAAGUUGGAAGUGUUUCAUGAGGUGACAGAGUUGUUUUUAGGAACCAAGUAUCCUAAAACUAAUCUUUUUUUCCCAAAGAUGUGUCAAAUUAAAAUGAGAAUUAAAGCAUGGAUGACACUAGAUGAGCCCUUUAUUAGGGACAUGGCAACUCAAAUGAUGUCUAAGUUUCAAAAGUAUUGGGAAGAGAUUCAUGGGCUUAUGACUGUGGUUGUUGUUUUGGAUCCAAGAUAUAAGUUUAUGUUGAUCGAAUAUUAUUUUCCUACCAUUUAUGGAAAUGAUCAAUAUGAGAUUGAAAUUGAGAAGGUCCGCAAGCUUUGUUAUGAGCUACUAGAAGAGUACAGUUCUAAGUUUCCUAAUCUUAGAGAAAGAAGUCAGCAAAUGGAUAGUGUAUCAGCAUCUUCUCAAACACAAAUAGAUGAUCUAUCUAACUUUGACACAUAUGUUAGAGUUGCAUAUGGUGUAGAGAAUGUGAAGUCAGAGUUAGAACUCUAUUUGGAAGAGAAAUUGAUACCUAGGACUGAUGAGUUCUUUGAUAUAUGCAAUUAUUGGAAAAUAACAGGACUCAAAUAUCCUAUGUUGAAUAUGAUUGUCAAAGAUAUAUUUGCUGUGCCUAUUAGCACUGUUGCUUCGGAAUCUACAUUCAGUACUGGCUGUAGACAUGUGGGUUCACACUGA
This is a messenger RNA of Humulus lupulus (European hop), 1875 nucleotides long. RefSeq names its product zinc finger BED domain-containing protein RICESLEEPER 2-like. The coding region runs from base 1 to 1875 and encodes 624 amino acids. NCBI's taxonomy places the organism in Eukaryota, Viridiplantae, Streptophyta, Magnoliopsida, Rosales, Cannabaceae. Gene Ontology annotation, molecular function: DNA binding; protein dimerization activity. The record is from RefSeq and is a predicted model, not a curated record. The transcript has a single exon.